UCCCCACAGAGAGAAACCAAGGGCCAGUUCCUGGUGGACCAUGUGUGUAACCAUUACAGCCUCCUGGAGAAGGACUACUUUGGCAUCAGAUAUGUCGACCCAGAGAAGCAGAGGCACUGGCUGGAGCCCAAUAAACCCAUAGUGAAGCAGAUGAAGUCUCAGCAGCCCUACACAAUGUGCUUCCGGGUCAAAUUCUACCCUCAUGAGCCAAUGAAGAUCAAAGAGGAGCUCACCAGGUAUCUACUCUAUCUGCAGCUGAAGAGGGACGUCUACCACGGGCGUCUCUUGUGCCCCUUCGCUGACGCAGCCUACCUGGGGGCCUGUAUUGUACAGGCUGAACUAGGGGACUAUGACCAAGACGAACACCCGCCAGACUACAUCCAAGACUUCAAACUGUUCCCCAAGCAGUCGCUUAAACUGGAGAGGAAGAUCAUCGAUAUUCACAAGAACGAGCUGAGGGGGCAGUGUUCUGCUGUGGCCGAGCUUCAUCUCCUCCAGAGGGCACACAACCUGGAGACAUACGGAGUGGACCCUCACCCCUGCAAAGACUUCACAGGAUCCACAGCCUUCCUGGGAUUUACAGCCACUGGGUUUGUGGUGUUCCAGGGAAACAAGAGAAUCCACCUGCUCAAAUGGGCUGAUGUCAACAAACUGAAGUUUGAGGGGAAAACAUUCUAUGUCAUUGGAAUUCAGAAAGAGAAGAAACUGGUGCUGACGUUCCACACCUCUACCCCAGCGGCGUGUAAACAUUUGUGGAAGUGUGGGGUGGAGAACCAAGCAUUUUACAAAUGUGCAAAGUCAAGCCAGAUCAAGACUGUGUCCAGCAGUAAUAUUUUCUUCAAGGGAAGCAGGUUUCGGUACAGUGGAAGGGUUGCAAAAGAAGUCAUCGAAGCCAGCUCCAAGAUCCAGAGAGAGCCACCAGAGGUGCAUAGGUUACACUUUGGGCAGAGCAGAAGCUUCAACUCACUGAGCCACAAAAACCUGAUCAUAAACAUGGAGCCUCUUGUCCCAGCACUGCCCUCCACCAAUGAGUAUGAAGAGACCUCGGCAGACAAUGCGGACUUGGGUGAGGAGCUGGGUGAGGGGCUGGGUGAGGGGCUGUAUGAGGAGCUGGUUAAGGAGCUGGGUGAGGAGUUGGGUGAGGGGCUGGGUGAGGAGCUGGUUGAGGAGCUGGUUGAGGAGCUGGGUGAAGGGCAGGGUGAGGAGCUGGUUGAGGAGCUGGGUGAGGGGCUGGGUGAGGAGCUGGUUGAGGAGCUGGGUGAGGAGCUGGGUGAGGGGCUUGGUGAGGAGCUGGUUGAGGAGCUGGGUGAGGGGCUGAGUAAGGGGCUGGUUGAGGAGCUGGUUGAGGAGCUGGGUGAGGAGCUGGGUGAGGGGCUGAGUAAGGGGCUGGUUGAGGAGCUGGUUGAGGAGCUGGGUGAGGAGCUGGGUGAGGGGCUGGUUGAUGAGCUGGGUGAGGGGCUGGUUGAGGAGCUGGGUGAGGAGCUGGGUGAGGGGCUGAGUAAGGGGCUGGUUGAGGAGCUGGUUGAGGAGCUGGGUGAGGAGCUGGGUGAGGGGCUGGUUGAUGAGCUGGGUGAGGGGCUGGUUGAGGAGCUGGGUGAGGAGCUGGGUGAGGGGCUGAGUAAGGGGCUGGGUGAGGAGCUGGUUGAGGGGCUGGUUGAGGGGCUGGGUAAGGAGGAAGAGGAGAUCCUAGGUGUGGGUUGUGGGGAGGUUCUGGAGGAGCGGGGAGAUGCGGUGCGCUGCCGGUUAAAGAUCACCACCAGUCACAACCUGCAGCUCCGCAUGGCCAACCACACGGCCCGGGACGUCUAUGUACGCCUGCUCGGCCACGGGGAACACAUCUCUGGGACCGGACUACUGGCUCUGAAGGACUCUGUUCACUUGUCCCCCCUGAAGCCAUCUACCACCCCCACGGAACGAGAGCUGGAGUGGCUGGAGGGCUCUGCUCUGGGGCAGCACAAGGAGGAGGAGGCCCCUACCAGGGCUGGGGGGGAGGCAGAGGGGCAGGAAGAGGAUGAGGAGGAAGAGGAGACGAGUGGAGUCCUGACCAUCUCUGAGUUGGUGUACAACCCCUGUGCCAGCAUGCUGCCCACGCCGGUGGACGACGGCCAGGGAGGGGUUGACCUGCUGUUCCAGAGCCCCAUCCAGAGCCCUGCUCGCCUGCUGAGAGAGCUACAUGCUGACCCUGACAUCCAGGCCCAGCUGGUGGCCGAGAGGGUGCGUGACCGUGCCUUUGAGCGUGCACGUGUGGUGGGGAGGAGCAUGUUAGGUAGCGGGCUCCGCCUCCUGACGAGGAAUGAGCGGGUGAACACGUGCGUGCUGAGCGCGGUCCGCCUCAUCGCCAUGGUGAUAGGGGUGCUGCUGGUUGCCGUACCGAUGCUGCUGCUGCUGCUGGAGUCGGACAUAGACGUGUCGUUUUUGCACGAGAUCAGGCAGACACCUGAGUUUGAGCAGUUCCACUACGAGUACUACUGCCCGCUGCGCCGCUGGAUCCUCUGUAAGAUCAGCAUGGUCAUGGAGAGGCUGGGAUGGGACUGAAGUGGAGAGGAGACACGAGAGUGGAAAGAGAAAUGGAGGAGUAGGAAGAGGAGGAAAGUUGAGGGAGGGUUGCUUUCACUCUGUACCAUGUUUCUGUCUGCUCGCUCCUGAUGCUGACACGCUGAUGGGUAUUGGUUGUGAUUGGACAGUGAUUUUCUAGUAGGUACGAGACAAAUAUGUCUCUGGAGCUCAUUUGAUUGACUCUCCUCUUCAUAACAGAGUCAGUGAUUGAUCCCAGACACUGUCAGUAAUGGCGGAGUGGGCGGGACAGAGAGAGAACAUAGAUCUGAGAGCAACCCUAUAUCACUGGCAACAUAACAGCCACAGCCUACAGAUAGAUACACUACAUGACCAAAAGUAUGUGGACACCUGCUUGUCGAACAUUUCAUUCCAAAAUCAUGGGCAUUAAUAUGGAG
Oncorhynchus tshawytscha (Chinook salmon) is the source of this 2951-nucleotide messenger RNA. RefSeq names its product FERM domain-containing protein 3. Gene Ontology annotation, cellular component: cytoskeleton. NCBI's taxonomy places the organism in Eukaryota, Metazoa, Chordata, Actinopteri, Salmoniformes, Salmonidae. Bases 151 to 2535 code for a protein of 794 amino acids. The record is from RefSeq and is a predicted model, not a curated record. The transcript is spliced from 14 exons.